AUGAGGGCCGCAGCGCAUGAAGGUACUAAAGCAGUGACUUAUAAGUUAGACCAAACAUAUAAAGUAACCAUUUUAUUAGGAGUAGAAUCAAGUGUAAACACCUACCCGUGCACUACCUUCCCCUUACCUCCCCGUGCACUACCAACCUCCUCCACGUCCACGCCUCCUCCACAUCCACACCUCCGCCACGUCCACGCCUCCUCCACGUCCACGCCUUCUCCACGUCCACGCCUACUCCACGUCUCCACGACCUCCACGUCCACGUCCGUCCACGCCUUCUCCACGUCCACGACUCCUCCACGUCCACGACGUCCACGACCUCCACGUCCACGUUUCCUCCACGCCCACGCCUUCUCCACGUCCACGCCCACGUCCACGCCUCCUCCACGUCCACGACUCCUCCACGUCCACGCCUUCUCCACGUCCACGACUCCUCCAAGUCCACGCCUUCUUCACCUCCACGCCUUCUCCACACCCACGCCUCCUCCAUGUCCACACCAACACCACACCCCACACCUCACUUGGGCCUCCACUUCAACCUUCACCGCCACACCCCACACCUCACCCACCCACACCUUCAACCUCCAUCUUCACACCUCACCUUGGCCUCCACCUUCAACCUCUAGUCCCUACAUCCAGCACCUCCACUGGCCCCACCUUCCACCUCUAGCCACGUACCCCACACCCCGUUCGCCACUGCGUCUCGGUCCCGCACCACUGAUUCCGACACGGAGUUUAAAGAACCCCGUUAUUGUUGAUGAGGUUUGGGGUUCAAGUGGCUAG
This is a messenger RNA of Homarus americanus (American lobster), 783 nucleotides long. RefSeq names its product mucin-2-like. The transcript is spliced from 2 exons. The record is from RefSeq and is a predicted model, not a curated record. Lineage: Eukaryota; Metazoa; Arthropoda; Malacostraca; Decapoda; Nephropidae. Bases 1 to 783 code for a protein of 260 amino acids.